This is a messenger RNA of Tremella mesenterica DSM 1558, 1308 nucleotides long. RefSeq lists its product as uncharacterized. The transcript is spliced from 10 exons. The record is from RefSeq and is a predicted model, not a curated record. Lineage: Eukaryota; Fungi; Basidiomycota; Tremellomycetes; Tremellales; Tremellaceae. Bases 1 to 1308 code for a protein of 435 amino acids. Gene Ontology annotation, biological process: retrograde vesicle-mediated transport, Golgi to endoplasmic reticulum; endoplasmic reticulum to Golgi vesicle-mediated transport. Gene Ontology annotation, cellular component: Golgi membrane; endoplasmic reticulum; endoplasmic reticulum membrane.
AUGUACGAGCCCCAUCUGAUCGGUCAUGACAAUGACAUUGCUCAUUCAGACGGUCAAGGCGUCUCGUUGCUCGACGAACUCGACAGGAUCGCUCCCAUAAAGAGCUUUGACGCUUUCCCAAAGGUGCAGUCCACAUAUACUUCCCAAUCGCGUCGAGGAGCUGUCUUAACAGCCCUCGUAGGGUUCAUCAUCUUCCUCCUCGUCUUGAACGACUUGGGCGAAUACCUCUACGGCGCACCUGACUACACCUUUGACGUGGACCAGCAACUGCAGAAAGAUCUGCAGCUUAAUGUAGACCUGACUGUUGCCAUGCCUUGUCACUUCCUGAGUAUCGACCUGCGAGAUGCCGUCGGAGAUCGUCUCCACCUCAGCGAUGGUUUCACAAAGGAAGGCACGACUUUUGCAGUAGGAAAGGCUGUCACAUCCAAGACCCAUCCUACGCCCAUCUCAGCAUCUCAAGUGAUCUCAUCCUCUCGGCGAAGGACACCCACUCAGCAAAGAUCGUUCUCUGGUAUCCGUCGAUUAUUAUCCUCCCGACCAAAGCGACGCACUCGGAAACAUGCCAUGUUUCGUCCGACCCCAAACAAAGCCGACAACGGACCUGCGUGCCGUAUAUAUGGCAGCGUCGAGGUCAAAAAAGUGACUGCAAACCUUCAUAUCACUACCCUGGGACAUGGCUACAUGAGCUUUGAACACACCGACCAUGCUCUGAUGAACUUGAGUCAUGUGGUGCAUGAGUUCUCUUUUGGACCUUUCUUCCCUGCAAUCGCUCAACCGCUCGAUAUGACCAUGCAGGUCAGUGACAAUCCUUUCACCGCAAUUCAAUAUUUUCUCCGUGUCGUGCCCACGACGUAUAUCGAUGCCAACGGACGUAAACUCGUAACAUCCCAGUAUGCUGUCACGGAUUAUCUUCGAUCUUUUCAACACGGCCAAGGUGUCCCUGGUAUAUUCUUCAAGUACGAUCUUGAGGCCAUGGCGGUGACAGUCCGGGAACGGACAACAUCGCUGUACCACUUUGUGAUCAGACUGAUUGGGGUUAUUGUAGGUGGCGUCUGGACAGUGGCCUCAUAUGCUCUGCGUGUCUUGAACAGAGCGGAGAAGCAAUUUACCAAAGUUGCCAGUCGAGAGAAGCCGCUCAUGCCAUCAGCUUACACUCAACCGGCAUCCGUGGUCGGCAGGGAAGGUCCCAGCCCUCUGCUGACCGGUCGUACUGGCAGUGGUGGGCGACUGCUCUCUAGGAGUAGCAGCCACACCAGUGGAAACGGCGCUCUGCACGGAGAUGAAUCCGGACCAUGGAGAGCUAGAUGA